AUGUCUUACAUUAAAACCGUUUUUAAUUUAGCCCAAUUCAAUGAACUAAUUGCGUCGCAAAAAUUGACUGUAGUCGAUUACCACGCCGUGUGGUGUGAACCAUGUCGCGUGAUCGCUCCAAUCUUUCAACAAUUGAGUACGAAAUUUAGGCAUGUUAAUUUUGCAAAAGUCGAUGUUGAUCAAGCCAGAGAAGUCUCGGAAAAAGAGGGUGUUACUUCAAUGCCAACUUUUAAAUUUUACAAAAAUGGAAGCGAAAUUGCAAAAUUAACAGGUGCUAAUCCAGAAGGGCUCAGACUUUUGGUUGAGCAACAUGCGGGAACUCCUGAAGAAAGUGGAUCAAGUAAUUUAAUCGUUCAAGGUCAUGGAGAGAAUCAUGGCAUUAGAAAUAUCUUUAAAAAAGAUAACACAUAUUUAGAAUCCGAUGUAGAUGAACAACUUUUGAUUUCUGUACCUUUCAAUCAAGCCGUCAAAAUCCAUUCUCUAAAGAUUGUUGCAAAAGAUAUUGAACAUGCCCCAAAGACAAUCAAGAUUUACGCCAACAGAUUGAACAUUGGAUUUGAUGAGGUUGAUUCAAUUAAAGAGACACAAACCCUCGAAUUGGACGAAACGCAUUAUGAAGAAAAUGCCAUUAUUUCUUUAAGAUUUGUUAAGUUUCAAUGUGUCACAAAUAUUUCUUUAUUUGUACAAGAUAAUCUCGGAGACGAAGAAACAACCAUCAUCAAGGAAUUGCAUUUCAUUGGGUCCCCGGUGGAAACAACCAAGAUGGAACAUUUAAAAAAAACUGAGCAAUAA
Funneliformis caledonium is the source of this 792-nucleotide messenger RNA. Lineage: Eukaryota; Fungi; Glomeromycota; Glomeromycetes; Glomerales; Glomeraceae. The record is from the annotation of a GenBank genome assembly.